Molecule: messenger RNA, 549 nt
Organism: Olea europaea var. sylvestris
Lineage: Eukaryota; Viridiplantae; Streptophyta; Magnoliopsida; Lamiales; Oleaceae
Product: apoptosis inhibitor 5-like protein API5
Exons: 2
Coding region: 53-418 (121 amino acids)
Source: RefSeq, a predicted model, not a curated record
GGUUUAUUGAUUUUUUCAGUUCGGGGAUUCUUUUUUUAAAUUUAGUUUAUGAAUGAAAUGGUGGAGAAAUUUGAUAUUUUCUAGUCUUCAAAUCUUCUUUCUAUUGUGUCUUGCAUCUGGUAUUCAGCCAUUGCGUACAAAAGCUCCGUCAUUUACUGGGGAUCAGAAAAUUACUUUGUUAUGGAAAGAAAGAACUAAAGCUUCAAUUCCAUCAAGUACCGCUGCUGCUGGUAAAAAACGUAACGCUGCUGCUAAUGGAUCUAACCGCAAUUCGGCCAAAAGGGGUAGGGGAAUGGGAGGCCUACAAAACCUUCUUAACAAGGCAUUUGAAGGUUUAAAUGGUGGACGAGCUGGUGGAAGAGGUGGUGCAAGACGUGGUGGAUGGCGGGGUCGUGGUAGAGGAAGAAGUUAUAGAUGAAACUGGUCGCUACUUUGCUGUAUAAUUCACACAAUUUACUGAUAUACAUGAGAUUGUUGUAGUUUUAUUUUAUUUAAUUUUUCUCACCUUAGUUCUUUAGAUUCAUAACUAGUAGUCGAUAUAUGAUGAAA